Galendromus occidentalis (western predatory mite) is the source of this 423-nucleotide messenger RNA. Its product is annotated as protein fosB-like. Bases 1 to 423 code for a protein of 140 amino acids. Gene Ontology annotation, molecular function: DNA binding; DNA-binding transcription factor activity. The record is from RefSeq and is a predicted model, not a curated record. Gene Ontology annotation, biological process: regulation of transcription by RNA polymerase II. Lineage: Eukaryota; Metazoa; Arthropoda; Arachnida; Mesostigmata; Phytoseiidae. The transcript has a single exon.
AUGUCGCCAGAAGAAAUUGAGCUCAUCGCCGAACUCAGAGAAUCCAUCGCCAGGCACACAUCUGGGACAUCCCCCACGCUGCAGGCAUGCGCGACAGCGUCGGCGCACGCUGGAGAGCUCGACGGUUCAGAUUCCAACGCGAGCUCUGAACCUUCAGGAGUGCCCAGCACAAGCGCAGAACCUCCAUCGGUGGCGGGGACAUCCAAUGUGACUCCCGCACAAUCUUCGCGGAGCGCCAGACGGAGAUCUGCCAACCUCACUACUCCUGAGAAGCUCGAAGACAGGAGGGCGAGGAAUCGCAUUGCGGCAGCCAAGUGUCGCAAGAAGAAACUUGACCUGAUCGCCAGUCUUCAGCAUCAGAAAGCCCUUCUGGAACGAGGGCAGAGUGUUUCGAGCAUCGAGAGCGAUGAGUCACAGGAUUAG